This is a messenger RNA of Ixodes scapularis (black-legged tick), 447 nucleotides long. RefSeq lists its product as uncharacterized. The transcript is spliced from 3 exons. Bases 16 to 387 code for a protein of 123 amino acids. The record is from RefSeq and is a predicted model, not a curated record. NCBI's taxonomy places the organism in Eukaryota, Metazoa, Arthropoda, Arachnida, Ixodida, Ixodidae.
CCUCAUGCAAUUUCAAUGAUUUCAGUCUGGCUAGGGACGGCGCAAGAGAACUACACGAAGGACGGCUUCAAGUUCGUGAAAUUCUUGAUCAAGGAAGUUCUCAAACCAGGUCGCGAAGCUGAAGAGGACCUGAAGGGCAAGACUCGGCACAUCAAGGCUCGUGAGCGGUGCGCCAGCUUCAACCUCGAGCUGAGCAAAGAAUACGUCGUCAUGGGGCUGGACUCUGAGUACCAGGAGCACGUGCAGCACGGACUGGUCCAGCCGCUUUACAUCAUGGACACCGCUGCCGUGGUGUUCCCGAAGGCCACGCGGGACAAACAGACACGAGACCUCGUGACGUGGUUCAUCAGGGAAUUCUCAAACGAAGAAUCUCGCUGUUUUACCUGAUAGAAAGUGGUUGAGGGUACCACCCAAAGUAAAAUAAACUUCCUGGGAUACGCCACAAGA